CUUUAUUCAAUUUAUAUGAUACUGAUACUGAAAUUGUUGACUUAACAUUAAGUAACAAUGAGCAAGAAAAUAAAAAUAGUGAUGAUUCAUUUGAGGAAAUUGCAUAUUUUACUAAAACUUUAACUGCAAAAUAUGUUGAAUUUUCUGCAAUUUCAGUAGAAUAUCCAUCUACUGAUUCUGAGAGUUAUGCAAUUAUUUAUAAUUUUUUAGAAAGUAAUAAUUAUUCACAAUCAAAUAAUGAACAAAUACAAAAUGCAAUAAAAAAUAAAGCUCGUGUAGUUUUUCGAGAU
Molecule: messenger RNA, 290 nt
Organism: Scutellospora calospora
Lineage: Eukaryota; Fungi; Glomeromycota; Glomeromycetes; Diversisporales; Gigasporaceae
Source: the annotation of a GenBank genome assembly